Siniperca chuatsi (mandarin fish) is the source of this 3905-nucleotide messenger RNA. Its product is annotated as GTPase IMAP family member 8-like. The record is from RefSeq and is a predicted model, not a curated record. The transcript is spliced from 5 exons. Lineage: Eukaryota; Metazoa; Chordata; Actinopteri; Centrarchiformes; Sinipercidae. Gene Ontology annotation, molecular function: GTP binding. The coding region runs from base 964 to 3780 and encodes 938 amino acids.
UGUGUGAUAAACCUUACGUCCCAUCCCGUGCUCUCCGCUCUCAGAAUACACUUCUGUCUGUCCCCAGACUUACAAAGAAGUCAGGUGGCUGCAGGGACGAUUCCUCAUAUGCCCCCUUCCUCUGGAAUAACCUCCCUGUUGAUGUCAGACAGUCUGACUCUGUUGAGGAAUAUUAAAUCCAAACUUAAAACACAUCUUUUCGCCUUUACUUUCAGCUAGUUGUUUAUUUUUGAUUACCUUGUACCUGUUACCAUUAUUCAUAGUAGAAAAGGUUUCAGAAACCUUUUCUACGAUAGAACACUCCUGGACGAAUGAGGGACUACACCGUCUUAUUAUCCAUAGUCCAUGUUGUCCUGCCGAAGAGCCCCCUAAGCCCCCUAAGGCCCCCAAGGCAAAUUUGUGAUUUGUGAUAUUGGGCUAUAUAAAUAAAAUUGACUUGACAACCUGAAUAAAUUAUAUUCCAGCACUACUGGAUCCUACAAAAGCUCAGUGAUCAUGAUUCACCAAAACCAGCUUUUUAAAUCCUGCUCAUAUUUACCGGAUUUUGAUUAUUUCUCUUGUUUUGUACUUAUUUCCUUCCAAAUUCAAUGUCCCAUAUCUGUCAAUUCACUUGAUAACACUGUAAUGCUGAGACAAGGCCCUCAGUAGUACAGUGUAUACAAAAUGUACUCUCUUUACUAUCUGUCAGUGUUCGGUAAAAGACAAAUGCUGCACACACUCUUCUGUGUGUCUUCAGAGUGGACUGUUGACUUGCUGCUGAGAGGUGUGCUUCUUACUGCGCCCUGCAUGUGUGUCUGAUUACUCAUUACAGGCAACCUUCAAACUCAUAAACACAUAAAACACACACUUCUGCUCAGUCUUUGUGCAUAUUUUUCACAGAGAACACGGAAACACAGAUGUGACAUAUGAAUAACUGAUGUUUGUUUUUAGAUCUACCCGCUUAUAGAUGGUACAGAAUGUGAGAUGGCAACCAGCCAGCUGUCAGCAUUGGAUGGCUGGUGUACAUCACAGUUAAAGAUUAUCCUUCUUGGUGGCAGAAACUCUGGAAAGAGCUCCGUGGGGAACCUAAUCUUGGGCAAAGAGGAGUUUGUCACCAAAGAGAGGACCUCGUGCUCCCGGAGGCUGGCUGUCCUGAACGGACGGUGGCUCACAGUGGUGGACACUCCUGGCUGGUGGUGCGACUUCAGCGCUCAGGACACAUCUGAGCUUGUGAAGAGGGAGAUCGUAAGCAGCGUCUCUCUGUGCUCACCAGGCCCACAUGUAUUUCUAAUUACAAUCAAGGCAAGCUCGGCCUUCUCAGAGAAGCGGCGUAGGGCGGUGGAGGAGCAUGUGGCCCUGCUGGGUGAGAGGGUGUGGAGUCACUGCAUAGCUGUAUUCGUCUCUGCUGACAGGUCUAAACACACUGAAGCAGAGGAGCUUGUACAGACGGGGGGAAAGGCCCUCCGCUGGCUCAGUGAGAAGUGUAGUCAGAGGUGUCACAGUGUUAUCUUGAGUGAUGAUACUGAAGUCGCUGAGCUGCUGGAGAAGAUACAGAAACUUGUCACAGAAAAUGGAAACAGAGUGUUUGAAAUGCAGGAAAAGAUUUUACAGGCGACUGCAGAGGAGAAGAGAAGAGUGGAGGAGAGGGCUCAGCAGAGAUUUAUGAGAAUGAAGAAACACAGAUCUCUCAUGCGAGAGAGGUUGCGGCCCAUUACUAAUAUCCGGAUUGUGUUGGUGGGAGCAAAGGGUUCUGGGAAAACUUCUGCACUGAACACAAUCCUGAGCAGAGAGAGCAGCCAGUGGCCGAGGAGAACAGCCCAGUGCCAAGUUGGGAAAGGAGUGGUGUUUGGGAGACAGCUGACUGUGGUGGACACACCAGGCUGGUGGAUGAACUACUUCUGUGACGAGAGUCCCAUCUUCGACAGGAGGGAGAUAGUGUUCAGUUUGUCUCUCUGCCCUCCGGGGCCUCACGUCUUCCUGCUGGUGAUCCGUGUGGACAGAGCCUUCACCGAAACCUACAGGAGAGCAGCGCAGGAGCACCUCCAGCUGAUCUGUGAGCACAUCUGGAGUCGCGUCAUCGUGCUGUUUAGUUUCGGGGACUGGCUGGGAGGCAUGACUACUGAGCAGUGCAUCGAGAGUGAGGGAGAGCCUCUGCAGUGGCUUGUUGAAAGAUGUGGCAACAGGUAUCAUGUUCUGAACAAUAAAACCAAAGGGGAUGGAUUUCAAGUCAGAGAACUGAUUGGGAAGAUUGAGGAAAUGUUGGCUGGCUGCAACGAUGGCCAGCAUUAUGAAAUAGAGGUGAAAGUGAUGGAACAGCUGGAGGGGAAGAUGAGGAGACAGAAGGAGAGAGCCAAGGAGAGACUGAUGAAGAAGCAGAAACAAAGGCAGAUGGCAAGGUCUCAGCUGGAGAAGCUCAACCCUCUUUCAGAACUGAGACUAGUGCUUGUUGGUGGCAGGAAAACAGGCAAGAGCUCAUGUGGAAACACCAUCCUGAGCAGAGAGUGCUUCCACACAGAAACCCAAACCACUUCCUGCUCUGAAAAAUCUGCCAAAAUCAGCGGCAAGACAGUGGCAGUGCUGGACACACCAGGCUGCUUCUCUGUGACCUCUGACCUCCUCUUGGCAUCCUGUGCUCUCCUCCUGGUUGUCAACGUGAGCUCCUCAUUCAAAGAUACCCACAAGGAGGCAAUGGAGAAACAGCUGGAGGCAGGAGGAGGCCAGAUGUGGAGCAGAGCUGUGGUCCUGUUCAGCUAUGGUGACUGGGUGGGUGACACGAGCAUCGAGCAGCGCAUUGAGAGCGAAGGAGAACCGCUGCAGAGGCUGGUUGAGAAGUGUGGGAACAGAUAUCAUGUCCUGGACAAUAAACACCGGGGGGAGGGAGCUCAGGUUAACGAGCUAAUCGAAUUGAUAGAGGAGAUGCUGGUUGAAGAAAGGAUGGCUGUUCUUCACAGAGGCGAUCGCAUGUGGAAAAGUGUUUCUUCAGCACGAGAGCAGCAGCCGGACGCAGUGUGUAAAAAAGAUUUAAAGGGGCUAACGAGCUGCAAACAUCAGCUGUCCCAUGACUUGACUGAAUCAGCCAACUCCAACACUCAAACAAUGCUAAACUGCUCGGAUGGCCCAGAUAAUGGUGGUCAGACAGUGGCACUAUCAGCAGGCAGAACGGGAAGAGGGACUGGACUCACCAUCCUUGACAGAGACCGCUUCAUGUCCUGUUUAGCCUCUAUGCUCUCUGGUAGAGCAGUGCUGAGGUGGACUAAAUAUCUGCCUGUCUGGUUCUCUACUGAUGAUCUUCCCCUGAGACUGAAUGGUGAGGACCAGGUGCAUCUGUCCUCAUCCAGACAUCCAUUGCUUCUGGUUUUACCUCAAACACAACGCAGGAUGCUUGCAGAGGGAAAUGCCAUCAGUGUGAAUUCCCUCUGCCAUCCUGCACUGAGAGAGCGGACUCUCAGGAGGCCCGCUGAGUCUGGACGUCUGCAGGCGCUGAUUGACCAGUGGGACGACAGCAGCCUGGAGGAGCUGGAAGCCUUCAUUGAUUCGUACUUUGAGAUGGUUUGGGAGCAAACCAUAGGGUCAUUUCAGUUAACUGAACCCGACUGUGCCACCACAGAGCAGGAUGCUGCCGUCGAGGAGGCUGGGCAGGAGGAAGUGCUCGCAUCCAUUGACAGGAAACUUUCAAAGCUGGAGCUCCUUGAGGAGAUUAGGAGGGAUUUGGCUGAGCUGAGGAAGAGUCUGGAGCACAGCUGGAAGGCAAUACAAGAACUUAGAGAAAAAAGUAAACAAGAUGAUAAUAAUACAUGUUGAUACAAGGUAAUCAAAGAUGGAGUAAUUUGUUAUCUCAUACAGUCAAAAUUAAUUUAUAUGUAUCUUACUAGUUAAUGCCAAGAAAAAAAAUAGUAGUAAUAAUAAUAAAACUUCACUUUCUUUGA